Molecule: messenger RNA, 954 nt
Organism: Ilex paraguariensis (yerba mate)
Lineage: Eukaryota; Viridiplantae; Streptophyta; Magnoliopsida; Aquifoliales; Aquifoliaceae
Source: the annotation of a GenBank genome assembly
AUGGCCACACCCUCCUCACCCCCAACCCACCAAGACCAAGACCAAACCUCAGACAACCUCCAAAUCCAACCCUUUUGCACACCCUCAAACCCUAACUCCCCCAAACCACCACUACCGCUCCAAUCCACCACCUCUCCGACCAAGAAAAUCACACCCAUCCCAUGGACCCACGAAGAAACCAUCAAUCUCAUCCAAGCCUACCAAGAAAAAUGGUACUCUCUCAAGAAAGGUCAGCUCAAGGCUAACCAAUGGGAAGAAGUCGCAAUCACCGUCGCCGCUCGCUGCGAGUAUGACGAACCCUCCAAAUCCGCCACCCAGUGCCGCCACAAGAUCGAAAAGCUCCGUAAACGAUAUCGAUCCGAGAAACAGAAACCUUAUCCCAAUUCUUGGCAGUACUUCGAAUUUAUGGACCGAAUGGAACGUGGCCCGUUACCCAUCUCUGCUAGGCCUAUGGCCUUGAUUAAGUACGAAAAAUCUGAUCCGAGUGAUGACAAUGAAGACAGUGAUGAUGAAGAUGAAGUGGAUGUGGAUUAUGGUAAUGAUAGCAAGAGAAAUAAGGCGAGGAGUAUCAAUCACAUUGUUAAUAAGACCGGGGCAGAUAAGAAAUUGGGUAAUGGAAAUCCUAGGGUUUUGAGGGUUUUGCAGAAUCCGUUGAAUUGGAAGCGGAAAGAGUAUUUGGAGAGUGAAGGUAGUGAGGAGGAAGAGGAAGAGGAAGAGGAGGAGGACAAUGGGGCUGGAGGGAGGGAAUUGGCGGCAGAGAUCAGGAGUUUCGUGGAGAGGUUUGUUAAAAUGGAGAAUAAUAAGAUUGAGAUGAUGAGAGAGAUGGAGAGGUUACGAAUGGAGAUGGAGAAUAAGAGAAUGGAGAUGAUUCUUGAAUCGCAGAGGAAGAUUGUCGAUAGCAUUGGCAGGGCUUUUGGGUCUCAUAAGAAAAUGAAGAUGGCUCAAGAAUCUUGA